Messenger RNA from Fusarium mangiferae, 1014 nucleotides. RefSeq lists its product as uncharacterized. NCBI's taxonomy places the organism in Eukaryota, Fungi, Ascomycota, Sordariomycetes, Hypocreales, Nectriaceae. The coding region runs from base 1 to 1014 and encodes 337 amino acids. The record is from RefSeq and is a predicted model, not a curated record. The transcript has 5 exons.
AUGACCUCAAUCUUUCUCACCGGCGCAUCGGGCUACGUAGGCGGCCAGCUCCUCCACGAGCUCACACAAGCUCAUCCCGAGUACACCAUCGCGACGCUCGUGCGCGACGCCAACGCAGCUGAGACCAUUGCAAAGGCGUAUCCGAGAGUGCGCACUGUGGUGGGUGACCUAGAUGACAGCGCGCUCGUGGAACAGGAGGCUUCACAAGCUUUGGUGGUACUGAAUGUUGCGUCGAAUAAGCAUAUUGGGUCGUUGCAGGCGAUUCAUCGGGGAUUGGCGAAGAGAGGAAAUGGUUAUCUGAUUCAAAUUUCUGGGGCGAGUUUGUUGCCUGUCAAGGACUUAUCUUCACCGUCCUUCAAACCUGGUGAACCAUCCAGCGAAGUCUGGGAUGAUCUCGAUGGCGUCUCUUCCAUUCUUGACCUCAUCCGCAGCCACGACUCUCGCGUGGUAGACAACUACAUUCUCAAGAUUGCAAAAGAGACGCCUUCUGUUAAAACCGCCCUCGUUCUCCCUCCCAUUAUUUACGGCAAAGGUCAAGGCCCUGUCAAGCAGCGCAGCGUUCAAAUCCCCGCACUCUCAAAAGUCGCGAUUGAGCGAGGCCAUGCCGUCAGAGCGGGUCGCGGCUUAGCAGCCUGGACAAACGUCCACGUCGCUGAUCUCGCAAGACUAUUUACAAUUCUAGCUGAGAAGGGCGCAGAGGGGAGUGAGGAUGAGAAUGUCUGGGGCGAGAAGGGGAUCUAUCUUCCUGGUGUAGGCGAGCUGACAUGGGCCGACAUUUCGGAUAGAGUCGCCAAAGCAGCAAAGGACCAGGGCCUCAUUGAUACGCUUGACGUUGAAGAACUGUACAAACCAGAAGUCGACACUGCACUCCCCGCUGGUUCAGUAUUCUUCGGCAGCAAUGCCCGAAGCAAGCCCCGUCGCGCCACUGAAGUGUUGGGCUGGAAGCCGAAGGAGACAGGCCUUGAUGACGAGAUUCCUCGGGCUGUGGCUGAAGAGGCAGAGGCUCGAAAGUGA